AUGUCGAUGGGCCAGGACAUCGUAGAGAUGGACAUGAAGAACAUCGAGCACUUUGCCAGCGAGGUGAUCAAGUUGGCCGACAUGCGCAAGACGCUGCACGAGUAUCUCAAGGCGAAGAUGGACUUGGUCGCGCCCAACCUGGCGGCGCUGAUCGGCGAGAUCAUCGGAGCCCGUCUCAUCUCCCAUGCAGGAAGCUUGACGAACUUGGCCAAGUACCCUGCCAGCACCGUGCAAAUCCUUGGUGCAGAGAAGGCGCUCUUCCGAGCACUGAAGACCAAGGGGAACACGCCAAAAUAUGGCUUGAUAUUCCAUUCGACCUUCAUCGGGCGCGCACAGAGCAAGAACAAAGGCCGAAUAUCUAGGUAUUUGGCCAACAAGUGCUCCUUAGCCUCGCGCAUCGACUGCUUCUCCGACGAGGCCACGACCGUCUUCGGUGAGAAGCUCAAAGACCAGGUAGAAGAGCGGCUAACAUUCCUGUCCGAGGGAACUACGCCACGGAAGAACCUGGAAGUCAUGCAGGAAGCCAUCAAGGAGGUCACCAAGCAACGAAAGAAGAAGGCCAAGAAAGCUGCGGCCGCCAAGGCAGCAGCCGCUGGUGGGGAAACCGUUGAGGAGGGCGCUGUGGAGGUGCCCAAGAAGAAGAAGCGACUUGGCCUUCUUCGCUGGAAAUGCUUCCGAAGUCACCCGGGGUCCGAAGGGGGGUCAGUCGUCCACUUCUAA
Durusdinium trenchii is the source of this 720-nucleotide messenger RNA. The record is from the annotation of a GenBank genome assembly. NCBI's taxonomy places the organism in Eukaryota, Dinophyceae, Suessiales, Symbiodiniaceae.